Molecule: messenger RNA, 2036 nt
Organism: Salmo salar (Atlantic salmon)
Lineage: Eukaryota; Metazoa; Chordata; Actinopteri; Salmoniformes; Salmonidae
Source: RefSeq, a predicted model, not a curated record
UACCCUCAAAUGAAAGCGGACAGUCUGCACUUUAACCUCAUUGUCAUCAAAUCUGGAGUACAGAGCCAAAACAUCGACAAAAAAUGUGUCACUGUCCCAAUACUUUUGUUUCUCACUGUAGUUCACAGUUGAUUCUAUUAUUGCAUUACCAUAUCAGUGGUUUUUUCUCUACAGGUGAAUUACAGCCUGUCAUGUCAAUAUUUCAAUGAAUAUGGGAACAUAAGCCUCCCAGACACUGUCUUUUGGAAAACGGAUGGAUGUGUUACUAAGAUCAACGACAGCGUGGUGGAGUGUAUCUGUAACCACGCUACCCCGUUUGCCGUGCUGCUGAUCGCUGACCUAUCUAUUGGCAGUGUGCACUGGCGGGUCUUGUCUUACAUCAGCUACAUUGGCUGUGGCUUGUCUGCCUUCUUCUCCGCCAUAUCCUUCCUCACCUACGUCAUUACCACGAACUCCAGGGGGGACAACGCCAACAGCAUCCACGUGUCACUGAGCGGGGCUUUGUUUCUGCUCAACACCUCUUUCCUGCUCAAUGAGUGGGUGGCCAACCUGGGCAUCAGGGGCGUGUGUAUCUUCAUUGCGGCGGCCAUUCAUUACAGCCUCCUCAGCUGUUUCACCUGGAUGGCCAUUGAAGCUGUCCACCUGUAUCUCCUCCUGGUCAAGGUCUUCAACACUUACUACCGACACUAUAUAGCCAAGCUGUCUGUCAUUGGCUGGGGAGUCCCUGGUAUCAUUGUGGGAGUUUCAUUGGCAGUCAAGGAUAUCAAACCAUUAUAUGGACCUACAAAAAUUACUAUGGCAUACACUAACCAGACAAAUACAAUCUGCUGGAUCAUGGACGUCCCCUUCUUCUACGGUAUGAACCUGGCCUACUUCGCUCUCAUCUUUGUCUUUAACUCUGGCAUUCUGUUAAUGGUGACCACCCAGAUCUGCCAGCUGCAGUGCUAUGGCAGUAAGGGCAAGCCUGGGAAGGCAAGCCUGGCCUGGAAGGACAUCUGCACUGUCCUGGGUCUGACCUGCCUGCUGGGCAUCACCUGGGGCCUGGCCUUCUUCAGCUACGGCUAUGUCAACCUUCCCAUCCUCUACCUGUUCAGCAUUUUCAACUCCCUCCAAGGAUUCUUUAUAUUCCUAUGGAUCUGUGGCACUGCCAGGAAAGACAGGGACGACGUGGCGAAAAACAAGAUCACAUCAGCAGCUCUGAACACCUCUACAGCCAAACCCAAGGAGGAGAUGUAUCCUGGCAACAACCCCGACCAGUAAACGAUGUCCACAAUGGAGAUCACUCAUAUCUACUUAGAUGGCAAGGGGAGUUUUUGCUUUGUGUCUAAUGGCAUGUGCAUUGUCUCUUUCUUUCUCUUUCACAAAUAUCAUUCCCCUUGCCAUCUAAGAGGCAAAUCUAGACUUGGUUUCCUCUAUCGUAAUCGCUCUUCUUUCACCGCAGCUGCCAAACUAACCCUGAUUCAGAUGACCAUCCUACCCAUGCUAGAUUACAGAGACAUAAUUUAUAAAUCAGCAGGUGAGGGUGCUCUCUCGAGCAGCUAGAUGUUCUUUACCAUUCGGCCAUCAGAUUUGCCACUAAUGCUCCUUAUAGGACACAUCACUGCACUCUAUACUCCUCUGUAAACUGGUCAUCUCUGUAUACACGUUGCAAGACCCACUGGUUGAUGCUUAUUUAUAAAACCCUCUUAGGCCACACUCCCCCCUAUCUGAGAUAUCUACUGCAGCCCUCAUCAUCCACAUACAACAGCCACAUUCUGUUAAAGAUCCCCAAAGGACACACAUCCCUGGGUCUUGCAAACAGUUCACUGCAGCAGGCGACUGGAUCGAGCUGCAACAAACACUCAAACUGGACAGUUUUAUCUCAAUCUCUUCGUUCAAAGACUCAAUCAUGGACACUCUUACUGACAGUUGUGGCUGCUUUGCGUGAUGUAUUGUUGUCUCUACCUUCUUGCCUUUUGUGCUGUUGUCUGUGCCCAAUAAUGUUUGUACGAUGUUGUGUUGCUACCAUGCUGUGUUGUCAUGUGUUGCCGCCUUGC